UAGUCAAGCUGAUAAGGAAUCGUUAAGUUGACGAUUAUGUUCCAGUUUAAGAUUUAUAGCAUGUCUAGCAGAUACUGAAGGACAAAAGCAGACUCAACAUGCUCGGACACGGAACGUGUGACGGGAUGAGGAACAAUGAAAAGAGACCCAAGUUAAUGAGGAGGGAAGAGCUGAAUAAAGGAAUUCAGUGUGGUGGCUGCUGCCCCAUCUGCAGAUCUCAUAUUUGCUCUUGCCGACAUCAGGGGCAGAAGUGGUCCAGGUCCCAGCGAUGGAGCCUGCGAAUGGUGGACACAGCCAGAUUCGGAAGAGAGAUCUGGUGGGACAUCAGUAGUUAUAGGAUGUGCAUUAAUCCUUAAUUCGCAUACCUGCGAGGCGCAGAAGUGACGCCACAGUCAAGGACACGCCUGUAUGUUUCUUGCAAACCAUACCUGUCCGGCGCAUGCUUUGCGCAAAAGCAGUUCAAUCCAGAGCUCCCC
Aspergillus saccharolyticus JOP 1030-1 is the source of this 476-nucleotide messenger RNA. RefSeq lists its product as uncharacterized. The transcript has a single exon. The record is from RefSeq and is a predicted model, not a curated record. Bases 99 to 356 code for a protein of 85 amino acids. NCBI's taxonomy places the organism in Eukaryota, Fungi, Ascomycota, Eurotiomycetes, Eurotiales, Aspergillaceae.